Molecule: messenger RNA, 1116 nt
Organism: Colletotrichum gloeosporioides
Lineage: Eukaryota; Fungi; Ascomycota; Sordariomycetes; Glomerellales; Glomerellaceae
Product: Radical S-adenosyl methionine domain-containing protein 2
Exons: 1
Coding region: 1-1116 (371 amino acids)
Molecular function (GO): 4 iron, 4 sulfur cluster binding; catalytic activity
Source: RefSeq, a predicted model, not a curated record
AUGGAGAUAUCAACCUCAUUCGCCAAAGCGGCGCUAGCGCUCUUCUCCGCCAUCCCAUACUUCGUCUGGGUCGUAGGCGUCCUGGCAGCUGCAGUAGCUUAUCUCUCACGUCGGCGCCGCGCCGAACCAUACCAAGUCUGCCCCCCUGAAAGCGAGACGUUGGAGAAGUCAAAGUCGCAGGUGGCCAACGACCCGGACGCCCCGGUCUCCGUGAACUACUUCCCCUCCCGCGAAUGCAACUACGCCUGCGGGUUCUGCUUCCACACCAACACCUCAGGCUACAUCCUCCCCCUGGACGAGGCCAAGCGCGGCCUGCGUCUCCUCAAGGAGGCCGGCAUGCGCAAGCUUAACAUCGCCGGCGGAGAGCCUUUCCUGCACCCAAAGUUCCUGGGAGAGCUUCUCCGGUACUGCAAAGAAGAUCUAGACCUCGAGAGCGUCAGCAUCGUCAGUAACGGGAGCAAGAUCCAGGAGAAGUUCCUCCGCGAGCACGGGCGGUACCUGGACAUCCUCGCUAUCUCGUGCGACUCGUUCGUCCGGGAAACGAACAAGGCGAUUGGGCGCGGGGAGAACGGCCAGGCGGACGGAGACCACGUGGCGCAGGUCUUCCGCAUCGCGGAGUGGUGCCGCGAGUACGGCAUCAUGUUCAAACUCAACACGGUCGUCAACAUUUACAACUGGGACGAGGACAUGGCGGCGCAGAUUGCGGAGCUGGCGCCGUUCCGAUGGAAAGUGUUCCAGUGCCUGAUCGUCGAGGGCGAGAACGAGGACGACACGCGGGUGCGCGAUGGGCGGAAGUUUCUCAUCUCCGAGGAGCAGUGGAAGACGUUCUGUGACAGGCAUAAGCACCUGCCGUGCUACGUGCCAGAGGAUAACCAGACGAUGGCCGGGAGCUACCUUCUCCUGGACGAGCGUCUGCGCUUCCUCGACAAGGGCGACGGGCCGAUGAAGAAGAGCGACUCUUUGCUGGAUGUUGGGGUGAAGAGGGCCAUGCAGCAAGUUGCGUGGGACAAAAGCGCUUUUGACAAAAGAGGUGGAGUCUACGAGUGGCGAAAACCGCAGAACGUAGAUGGUGAUGGAGGUUGCGGUGGUGGGGACAAGAAGGAAUUGGAGUGGUAG